Messenger RNA from Achroia grisella, 6114 nucleotides. RefSeq lists its product as uncharacterized. NCBI's taxonomy places the organism in Eukaryota, Metazoa, Arthropoda, Insecta, Lepidoptera, Pyralidae. The record is from RefSeq and is a predicted model, not a curated record. Gene Ontology annotation, biological process: maturation of LSU-rRNA from tricistronic rRNA transcript (SSU-rRNA, 5.8S rRNA, LSU-rRNA); maturation of 5.8S rRNA from tricistronic rRNA transcript (SSU-rRNA, 5.8S rRNA, LSU-rRNA). The transcript has 3 exons. Bases 63 to 6026 code for a protein of 1987 amino acids. Gene Ontology annotation, cellular component: nucleolus.
UAUAGUUUGUUCUUUUUAUAUGAUUUAAUGGGUAAUUAUAUUAUUAAUUAAAUAAAAUAACAAUGGGUAAACGAAAGUAUAGCCCUGAAGAAGAGGGCGCGGUCAAGAAGGUUAGAACCACAGAACACAGUGAAGGAAUCGUAAAUGGUGUUAUUGAAACGGACCAACCUAAAAAUCAGCAACAUGUUGAAGAGAAAAGGAAAAAAUCCCAAAAAAUAGGCGGUUUUGAUAUCAAACACUUUCGUAAAGAACUUGCUUCGAAAACUGGACAAACUAUGGCAUUGACACAGUUUUUACAAGUCUGUCUGAAUCCUGACAAUGAAAUUGAUUAUCUAUUGGAAUAUUUAAAAUCUGGUGGCAAUUCUCAUGAAAUUCUCCGUCAUGUGAACCAGGAAAGUAAGAAAAACCUAGCCCUUGCAACGCCAGCAUUCCAUCUUUUCCACCUCAUCAUCCUCAAAGUCCAAGCAUCAUUACCGCAUAUGAUUGCUAUAACAGAAGAAGCAAGCAGAUACUUCCUAAAUAACUUUGUUUCAACAUUGGAAAUAAUGAUUAGUGAGAACUCUGGACCUCGACAUAGGAAAAUAGUUCUUAAGCUGUUGACAUCAAUGGUCACUUUAAAUCCAGAUCUGGGUAUAGAAGUCCUGAGUCAAGCCCCAUUGACACCUAAACACCUGCAAUAUAUUACUGAAAAGCCAAAUUAUAAAGAGAAAGAUAAUGUGAGGACAGCUUUUGUACAUUUUAUGACGUCUUUUCUAGUUGAUGGACACUUACCAUUGAUUAAAGCUCUGUUAGAAAAACAGGGCCUUCUAGCACUUGUCAUACCAGGUCUUAUCCAUGAUGAUGGUGAAGCAGUGUUGAUAUUUUUAAACAUCCUAAAAAAUAAUGUGAUAGACAACAGUUUUUUAUCUAAAAGUUUAAAACUAAAGACAUUCAGUCAUCAGGUAUUACACAACCUUUUCAAAGUGUUCUCAUGGAAAGGCCCUCAAGAAAUAAGUCAUGAAGUACGAAAUGAACUGCGGUCAGAAAUUGUGGUCCUCUUGUCAGAUAUGUUAUUGACUUUAUUUACAUCUCAUAAACUUGGUCUAUAUUUCAUUGAUAAUUCUUUGGGAACUGCUGAUGUUAACAAGAAUCAGAAUUUGUAUAAAGCAAUACUUACAUUAAAAAGACCUUGGGAGAAUGAUAAAGAAUGUGAAACUAUUCUACAUAUAGUUUACAAAUGUCCUGAUUUACACAGAGCUGUAAUUAACAUUGUGGAACAAAGUUUUGAGCCACAACAUUCACCUAUUUGGCUAAGAGCCAUUGAGUUUGUAAUAAAAUUGUUAGAUAAAUUAAAACCUGAACAUGUGGUCACAAAAAUGAUAAAUUUGUCUGCCUCCCAAGUAUCAAACUUUGUUCGGUUCGUAACAUUACCUGUGCCUUUGUUGAGGUCUGUCCAAGCAAAUCUUGGUAAAGAAUUGACAAUAUCUUUGUAUUGUAUAAAACUUCUAGUGAAAAUGCUACAAACAUUGAAUAGGUACUUACAAAUUUUGGGAAUGGCAGAUUCACAAACAGUGAUGGAUUUAAGAAAUAAAUUGGAUUAUUUCUUCCCAAAACACUUGCCACCACCCGCUACAAUAGUUGUUUUAAUUAAUAAUGUCAUAAAUGAUACAGAAACUGAAGAGGCGCCAAAGGAUUACAGACUUCCAAAACUGGAUAAAACUGAAUCAUUGAUAUAUCUUUUAGACUUACUGUUACUGUAUAAUGAAAUUAAGCCUGCCUUCUUUGAAACAUUGGAAGACAGUAUUGAUAUGAAACAAAUUUUAGAUUUUUCUAUGAGUCUGGACUAUGGAAACACACCACUUUUGAAAUUUAAAAUUGUUUCCUUAUGGUUAAUUAUGGACAAUUCUGCUGUGUCAAUAAAAAAUCCAAUGUUUAAAGAAUUGUUUCUUAUCAUGUUAGAAGUUUAUACAAGUGAUAAUGAUACUUGGAUUGAAGCAAAGCACACUCUGUGUAAUUAUUUUAAAAAUACAUCAAUUUUUGAAGGUGAUGAAGAUGAAAUACAUUUAAUACUAUAUUCAUUGCGUAAUUGUCAAAUUAAUCCAAUUUCAUUAAUAAGUGAUAUAGUGGAAUAUGUAUUAACCAAUCUUAAUGAAUUGACUGCUUAUGUCAGAAACCAAGUAGUUAACUUUGAAAUUUUAGAUGAAGGGAGUGAAUUAUCGUUAGGUAAAUUAUUCAAUGAUCUUAUGGAAGAUAAAAAUACAGAAGAUAGUGUCUUUUUGGAAAAUAAAACUCCAACUCCAUUUAUUGUAGGAUGUGUGCAAUAUAUACAAACAAAUAAAGGAGCAAAGAAAAAUUUGAAACAUUUUCUUUCUUUAUAUGUGGCUAAUUUAUUUCAUUGCAAUUAUUCUCCUGAGCUAACUGAAGUGUUACUUGGGGACUCUAAAUUAGAUGCUAGGAGUUAUAUUACGAACUGGGUGUCUCAGUCUGUGCCCAUACCCAAUACAAUUGUUGAAUCCGGUAAUACAUUGAAUAAAUUAUCUAAAUCUAUAUUGGAUAUUGAAAACAUUGCAUUAACUGAAAUAUUCACGUUUCUUGAACAAACUAGUUCAGAUGAAAAUGCUAUUAUUAUUGAUAAUGUUUGUUAUGCAGAUAAUACAGCUAAAAAUGUAGAUAAUUCUGAAAUCUUAAUAUGGGCAAAAUAUCUAAUAUUUUGUGUUGUAAGAUUAUCAAACAUGGGUCAACUACAAGAGAAUCAACAGAAAAAAAUAACACAGUACUUUCAAAUUCUGAUUGAUGUUGCCAAGAAACGGCAUAUGAUUGAUGUUUGUCAAAAUAUUAUCUUAUCAUUAUUUAAUAAUCCAUAUGUUCUAAAAAUUUAUAAACCUUUGGAUCUGAAGAAUAAUAUUUCUGACUUAUUGGCAACGCAUUUCCUUAUUCAGGUAUUAAAGCAGAAUACUGAUAUUGUGAAUAAUUUAGAAAAGAGACACAAAAUAUUAAAGUCCUACCAGCAGAAGAAUUGUAAUGAGCUUGUUAAAGCAUUUGUUAAAAUUAACAAAAGAAAAAACGUGAACAGUGAACAUACCUUAAGGGUACUGGAAAUAGUCGGAAUGUCUUAUGAAAAUGAUAUUCUGAUAUUCAGUAAAAUUUUUAACACUGAUAUUACUAAUUGUGUAAAAGACGAUAAAGAACCAAGCUUUGUGAUAGAAAUAUUACAAGCUCUAAUUGAUAAAUAUACACAAUCCAUUACUUUGGAACUUCAAGAGCAUAUUUUACGGAAAUGUAUUAAAUUAUAUACUGAAUUAUUAAUAAACAAAGAUAUGGUUAUAAAUCUUACAAACCUAGAAAGUUCAAUAAUAUGUUAUUUGGAGAACAAGCCUUAUGAGGCUACACAUUUACCGGAAGAUAUAUUUAAGAAAUUUUUUCAGGCAAGCACUAUUAGAAAGACCACGUCACACCUUGCUGCUUUGUUGCUUCAACACAAUCCAAAAUUUUGCAAUAGUUUUAAAGAAUAUGUUUCGAAACCAGAAAUAUUAAGUCAAAGAGAAUUAGCACUGCCCUUAGGUAAUGCUGUUUUAAAUCACAAACAAUUCUUAAUUGAUAAUAAAGAUUUCCUAACGACAGUUUUCAAUGAGUAUAAAUCUAAUAUAAAUAAGUUUUUAGAAAAACCUCACAAAGCUGGUCAAAUUUACAUCAACUGUUCACAGUUUAUAACAAAAUUAGUAAUGGAAUGUAUGGAUGUUCAAGAUUGCAUAAAAAUAUUUGGCAAAAGUCAUAAGUUUGAAGCUGUCGAAUUGAGUCAUAUAAAUUUAUUUCAAACUGUAUUUUUCAAAAUAUGUUUGAAUGAAGAAGGACGCAAGAAAGAUUACUUUAUUAACUAUCUUUUAUCAAUGUUACAUAUAGUAAUAGUAGCUUUAAAAGAAGACAAGGAAAGCAUUAUUUUAACAAAUAUUGUAUCUAAUGUCUAUAAUAUUAUUCAGUUGUGUAAAUCUAUAACAGUAUUUGAUUUGGAGCAGAAGGCCGGGUACCAGAAAAUUAUCGAAAGUUCAAUUUGGCAAAACUUUUGUAAAGGUGUUUUGAAAGAUUCUCUAAAAAUUAAAACUAUAGAUCAGGAAAGCACUGGUGGACCUCAGCUUCUGUUUUUGUUGAGUACACUAGUGAAACUGUUGUAUCCUGAAGAUCAUCAGGAUAUUGCAUUACUGUUUGAUAUGGUUACAUCACACUCAGAGUUUUUAAAUGUGAUGCUAAGCCAUCACAGUUCUGAGAUAAAGUCAAGAUUAGUUGACUUCUUAUACACGCUGAUAAAGACAAACAAAAGUGUGAUGAAAACUUCUCAAAUACCUGUAUAUUUAAGCGCAUAUCAUGCCACAAGAAGUCCCUGCGAUAGAGUUAUACUAGCGAUAUUACAUUUUUAUGAAGCUAACGGUCAGCCUAUUAAUGAAUAUAAACCUUAUGUAUUUGGUGAUUCAGCAGCAAAUUACUAUGCCGUCCGUAAAAACAGAUCGUCUACAUUGUGGGGACAUCCUACACCUAACAGAGUGUUAAAUUUAUUUGAUAAAGAAGUAAUAGAGUUGACAGUAAAAAAGUUUCCAAUUACACAAAAAUUAGAAUAUGAAUACAGCCUACCAGUAAAUAUUAACUCAAAUUAUGAAAGUUUGAUUGAUGUAUCUCUGAAAACUGCUUUGUUAGAAAUGAGCAAUAAUGGAAUAUUCAAGGCUAAAACAGUUAAAGACAAUGAAGGAGCUGUUAAUGCUUUAAUUCUAAAAGGUUUAUACGACAAGAUGAUUGUUGGGACUAAGGAUGAUGUAACAUCCGUAUCUCAUAUAGAUAGUGAUGAGAGCAUAUACGAUCCAGUUUUCCUGUUUCCACUCCUUAGCCAUCUCCUCGCUCCAGGGUCUGUAGCAUCGUGCUUCAAGAUAUUGCGAACUGGUCUCCUGUCCUUACCAGUAAUGGCUUUGAGUUCACAUUGUCCGUUAAUGCGUGCAGCAGCGUAUCAUGUACUCUACAGGUUUUGCAUGUUACUGGAAACAGAAACGCGGCACAAAAACGAUAAAUUAUUUCUCACUGAUUUCAUCAAUACACUUCGCCACAGUUUGUCUACAGCUAUAAAUAAUGUAAAUAACAAAGAUGAUAUUAUUCAAGAUUCAAAAAAUCCAAGAUUACCAGCAGUCGAUGCUCUUUAUUUGGCAAAAGCUCUUAUGGUGUCUACUGCGCCAUUCGACCCAAUGUACAAACCCGUCAAUAACUUUUUCAUAGCAAAACAGCUCAUUGAUUUGACAAUAGUACCAGACUUCUUAAAUCUUUUCCAUGACAGCGACGUCGAAUCGGCAGAAAGAAGAAUUUGGAUUCUAGAAGUCAUCAGAGACGGUAUAAAAACAAUGACAGAUGUAAAUGUAGUGUUCAAAACCAUGUGUUUAAAGAUGAUUAUGGACUUUUAUUCCUCUGUGCUGUGCGAUAGGAAGACGCGGGAGAGAAUUUUGGGCGUGUUGAGUUCUUUAGCGGCCAUACCGAGGGCUAUGGAGAUAAUGAUAUCCGGAUAUGGCUUCAUGUCGUGGUUGCAUUUUGCUGUAAAUAAUAUAGGUAAAGAAGAUAGAAAUGUAUUAAAAGGUCUAAUAAUUAUUAUUAAAAAUAUUCUAGAAAGUAUCGCAUUAAAUGGAUAUUACAAAACUCUUAACACUUCUAAAAAUGGAAAGAUUUUUAUAGAUUUAAAAAUAAAUAAAGAAUUAGAGCAUGAUAUAACGACUAAUUUGUAUACGUUAUUGCAAUAUACGAACUGUUUGGAACUGGAUGAUGUCGUGUCAUAUAUAGAUGUAUACUCGAUGCUGUCUAAAAGGAGUAUAAAGAUGUUGACACAGAAGCAAAUGUUGGUGUUAGUGAACAAGAGCACAAUGUCACUAAGGGACAGUGAAAGUGUUAAGUUGUUAACAAAAGCGUUAAUUCUAAAAGAUGCUAGUGUCUUGCGCAGUAAGAACAUUGUAAAUAUUGAUGUAACUGUUAAAGAUUGUUUAAUUAGAAAACUUACAAGUGUUGUACGUAACUAUGUUAGUUGAAAGUCAUGUUGGAGCGUGUUCAUUUCUAUGAAUGUUCUAAUAUUUAGUGAUGACAUAUUUUUACAUAUAAUAAAUUGUUUAAAUAUUA